AUGUCCAAAAGAAGCCUUAAAGCGCUGUGCCUAGUCAACCGUGAAUGGAAUGAAACUGCCAAAAGAUUCUUGAAUCAACAUAUCAUCAUCCGCCUGAGAGAUGGAAAAAUCCCUAUCAUACCGGAUGACCAACGUAUCCUCACACAAGCGAGACAAGUGAGCCUUGUGGCAGAAUUCACGCCGCAGUCCGACCGUAAGACGUUUCGCCCCAAUUGCAUAGGUCCUCAGACCAGGGAAAGGCUUGAUCGGGAGUACUCCGACAUUCCCCGUGUGCUGGAAGGAGCUUUCUUAAAUGAUCGAAACGUCCCCAAGGCUGGUUUCUACGUUGGGGGUGAUUGGAGUCCUGUCAUCGAUCUGAUUCGACGAAUACCUUAUUUGCAUGAUGUGAAUAUAUUUGUUUUCUAUGGUGGCCCGAUCGAGCUCUUCGAGGCUCUUUCGCAAUAUCACCCUACUUGUCGAGUGUCUUUCUUCAGCACUUUGAUGGAUCGACACCCACUUCGGGGGUGUGGUAUGUUUCCUAUUAUUCACCCAGUGUGGCCUUCCUCACCGAUGCUAUAUGCUGUUCAUUUGACCGCUUUGGAGGAUAGUGAUAGGAGCCCACUUUUUGUGCAUCCGGAUAGAACGCUACAGAAUUUUGUGUUAUAUGCGCCUAAUCUCAAAACGAUUGCAUUACGAAUUAGUUCUAGGUGCCACCCUCAAACUCGGCGAGAGCACCUCAGAGGCUUCGGAGUGGAUAAGGAAGCCAGAAGUGACAAACCGCCUGGACCCGGUAGAAUAGAAACCAUGUCAUGGCCUCUUCGCACCGAAAUGACAGCUGAGCAAUUUCAGGAUUGGCAAACAAUCACUGAUUUCAGUAUUCUGAGAUCGUUGAAUUUUGGCUGUAUUCGAAACUCGACACUACUGCAGUCUAUCGUGGAUGAUCACCCAUUUCGACAGCUAAGGCGACUCACUGUUGCCUUAGUUCCACGAAAAGAUGACGAUGGCCCAAAAUUUUGGCAAGCUGCGGAGUCAAUGUUUAGUUCGCUACCCUGUUUAACACAUCUUUCUUUACUUGGGAUGUAUACUGCUGAGUUUGCCAACAAUGUGAUAGGCUAUAAACAUGGACAGACUCUUGUUGAAUUGGGAUUGCAUGGGGAAAUACAACCUGAAUCAUGCUCCAGAGGUAGAUCUAUAUCUCGCCUAUGUGAAAAGGGGCAGGUUGGACCUAUAUUUUCAACUAAGCAUGUUCGAUGGUUAGCAGAUUAUUGCCCAUCUCUUCAGAAGCUACAAAUCUGUGUACAGGGAUAUCCAGAUCCCCAAACAGAUAUGUCGAGUGCUCUGGGCCGGUUUCCAUCCCUCAAAAAGCUGGACCUUGUGUUGAAUUGCUUACCACAAAUUGAUGCCAACAGAAUGCCAGUCCCGCUGCGAGAAUUGACUGAGUUUGAAAAGGGCAUGGCAUCGGAUUCCAAGUGGGGUAGUGAUGUUUGCCCUAGAUGGUUCAUUCGAGACUGCAUGAUCAACUGUGCUAUGAGCGAAAUUUUCGUCAAGCAAUUCUUCACACAAAUACGCACAUCCCAACAAAGUCUUGUCCAGCUUGUCAUGGAGCCUCUUUUUAGCAAUGUGUACCAGCAUACUGAAUUAGACCAGUACUCCUCUUUCCGCGGGGGAGUAAAGAAAUUCAUCAACUAUGGCUUUUUCAGUGAAUUGGCGUCUGUCUGGACGGUCAAACAAGACAAUGAUACAGAGCUGCAUGCGAUACGCAAGGAGCCCUUUAAUCCUGCCUUUCUCAAUUUUGAUUACCCAGAUGAGAUAUUAUCGAUUUUCCGUUCUACCGAUAUAUGGGAGACGACGCCAGACGUCAAAACUCAAUAG
Messenger RNA from Penicillium taxi, 1851 nucleotides. RefSeq lists its product as uncharacterized. The coding region runs from base 1 to 1851 and encodes 616 amino acids. The record is from RefSeq and is a predicted model, not a curated record. NCBI's taxonomy places the organism in Eukaryota, Fungi, Ascomycota, Eurotiomycetes, Eurotiales, Aspergillaceae. The transcript has a single exon.